UCGAACUCCAACUCGUCUCGUCAUUUGUUCCGUUUUCCUUAUUCAUUUAAUCGAGGUUUUUCAAGCGUUUGCCUGAGAAUUUCAUUGAUUCUCAUUUCAACAAUUCACCUAAUUCUCUGUUGAAAGAUUUUCCCAUCGCCUUCUCAAACCGGUGUUGCUACGGAACCUAAUCGUACUAGAAGAUGUUCUCAGAAAUUGCAUCGUUUCUCCUUACAAUUAAGGUUUUAGAUUGGAUUUUAGGGUUGCAAAUGAAUCUUUUCUUUAUAAUUUUCAGUACUUGAAGCAGCUUUCAGUUGCCAAUUUGAUGAUCAUGGGUGGUGUUGCUACUUAUUAUCUGAAGACUGAAAUACUUCCUACACCAGCGGAGAUGAUUCAACUUCGUUAUGCCCGAGAGUAUAAAUUCCUAAACACGCAGCAGCAGUCAAGGUAUGAAAUACUACGGCCAAGGGUGGCUAACCAAGCUUGUUGGUGUACAAUCUUGGUGCACCCAAGGUACAAAUGGCGCUUGUUCAGGUUAGUUGGUUAACCCUCUUCAUUCUCCACAGCCGAUGAUCAGUUAACUUCCCCUUUGCUUAUAAAUAAUCAGUCACUCUACUUCUUGGUCUCUUGGAUUGUUCUAGAAGCUGAUCAAGAAACCAUAUCUUCUUCUUCUCUUAAUCUCUCUGCUUAUCACUACUCCACAUUACAGGAAUCAUCAGAAGAAGUUGUUGAAAUCAACAGCAUGUCGACAUUAAAAGAAAUUGAAGAAAUGUUAGAAUCUGAUUUCGAGUAGAUUAGUUUUUCAGAACAAUUAUGGACAAACUGUACAAAUGAAGCACUGUACUUACUGUAUUCACCUUUGUUUGUUCACAUCGCUUCUGGAAGUUUAGAUGAUAAAGAAUUUGAUCAAUACGUUGCUGAUUAUGCAUAUCUUCUGAAAGAUUUUGUGGAAGUGUAUAAGUUAGCAGCAGUUCAAUGUAAAAAUGUUUCUCAUAAGACUGAAUUCUCAAGGUGGAGUUUUAAUGUGAAGCAACAAUUGGGAAGGCUCAAUUCUCUUGUUGGUCAAAAACUGGGUUUAAACCCUACAAAAGAGACCACUCUUCACCCUGCAACAGCGAAAUACAAAGAGUUCUUGUUAGCAACUGCUUCGGGUAAUAUACAAGUUAGUGAAUUUCCAAUACAGCAGUCAAAAAUUCCUGCUUAUACUCUUGGUGCUGUGACGCCAAGCCUGAGACUCUAUGCCUUUCUUAGUGAGACGAUGCAGAAACUUGUCAGUCCUUAUGAUUAUUCUCACCCAUACAGAAAGUGGUUCACGGAAUAUUCUUAUGCAAGUUUCGAGACAUCAUACCUGGAUUCUGAGGAAAUGCUUGAUAAGCUAUGCAACUGACGAAGAGAUUGAAGUCGUAGAAAGGCUUUAUUAUCAAGCUAUGGCACUUCAAAUGGACUUCUUUUAUUCUCGACAGUCUGAGCAAACCCUGAUCAUCCCAAUAUAUACAAAGCUUGAUCCUAAGGAGGAACAUCUGAUGCUUUUUGCAGAUUUUGAUUUUACAUGUACCAGUGUGGCUUCUUUGGAAAUAUUAACAAACAUCGAAAUAUUGACUGCUCAAAAUCCUGAUCAGCAACUGCACGGUGAGGAUAGAGAGAGACAUUCUCAGGUUACAUCAAUAGAUUUGAGGAAGACUUGGGAGCUUCUUUCCCAGCAGUAUACUUCAGAAAAUAAUAAUUUCGUUGAGAAAAUUAUGCUAGGUAAAAAAGGUAGGAUCAGACGAUCGGUUCAUGAAUUGGCAUGUAAAAACUAUCUAGAAUGUUUUGAACUCUUAAGUUGUGUAAACAGAAAAAGAGCAAGUGUUUGCUUACUUCUUAGAUGUCUGACCCUCAAAUCUCAACCUUGUGUUUUCUUUUUCUUUCCUUUGCACCUGUUACUUUUGAUUAUGAAGGACUCUACAGUGCACUUGUAAAGCUCUCAUCUUCCAAGGAGCAAGCAGUUUCAAGAAUAUUUGGUUCUGGUGUACUGAAGGGUAUAAGCUUGGAGGACAUAAAGCAAGCUGGCAAAUGUAUGAUACUUCAAAAUGGUUGCAUGAACUUUUUUGAGAAGGUGAACAAUCUGGAUGCAUCUCUCGUUGUAAUGUCAUGUUGGAGUGGGGACCUAACUAGGUCAGCUCUUUCAGGUGGUUUAGACAUGUUGAAAGUAGACGGGAAUGAGUUCAGUUAUGGAGAUGGAAUAUUUACGGGUGAAGUAACUCGUCAGGCACAUCAGUCUGUUACAGCUAAACUUAAAUAUUUUGAGGACAUGGUGCAGGAGAAUGCAAGUGAACGUGGCGUUGGUGCCCGUACUGUUUUCGUUGGCGGCUCAGUUAGUGACUUGCUAUGCCUGCUUACAGCUGAUAUUGGCAUUGUGUUUGGGUCAAACAAAAGCUUAAUCAAGGUGGGAAAGCACUUUGGUAUUACAUUUGUACCUCUGUGUGCUGGUGUGGUCCAGGAACAGAAAAAACGCUUCAAAACUGGCAACCCUAUUGUCUGGACAGGUGGUCUAUCUGGUACUCUUUACACAAUUACUAGUUGGAUUGAAAUACACGCAUUCAUUCUGGGUUGUGAUUUAGUAAAUGAGGAACUCUGAUCCCUAGUGACUAAGUUCUAGAACUCAGCUUUGGGUAUGUACAGAUGGUGUGUGAUGGCGAGUUUUACCGAGGGCUGUGAAUUUCAUUAGCGAACUGUUUGAACGACGAUGAAGAUUUAUCUGAAUAGUUUUUUGUUUGUUUGUUCGCUUUUACGUCUGUUUUGUCAAUGGACUUUGGUAUCUGUUCA
This is a messenger RNA of Papaver somniferum (opium poppy), 2784 nucleotides long. Its product is annotated as bifunctional TH2 protein, mitochondrial-like. Gene Ontology annotation, cellular component: cytosol. NCBI's taxonomy places the organism in Eukaryota, Viridiplantae, Streptophyta, Magnoliopsida, Ranunculales, Papaveraceae. The record is from RefSeq and is a predicted model, not a curated record. The coding region runs from base 1844 to 2596 and encodes 250 amino acids. The transcript is spliced from 5 exons.